Besnoitia besnoiti is the source of this 1110-nucleotide messenger RNA. Its product is annotated as undecaprenyl diphosphate synthase. Gene Ontology annotation, cellular component: endoplasmic reticulum. NCBI's taxonomy places the organism in Eukaryota, Apicomplexa, Conoidasida, Eucoccidiorida, Sarcocystidae. Gene Ontology annotation, biological process: polyprenol biosynthetic process. The record is from RefSeq and is a predicted model, not a curated record. The transcript has 7 exons. Bases 1 to 1110 code for a protein of 369 amino acids.
AUGGACUCGACCAUCCCCAGGUGGCAACGAUGGCUCCUUCGGGCGGUGAAGUACGCGGGUGGCCUGCGCCGAACCCCGCGGCACGUGGCUUUCAUCAUGGAUGGUAACCGGCGGUUUGCGCGUCGAAACCAGGAGUCCACCGCAAUUGAAGGGCACCGCGCCGGGGCGCGGACGCUCUCGCUGAUGUGCGAGGCUUGCUUGGAGCUAGGGAUUCAGUUCGUGACGGUGUAUGCCUUCGCGCUGGGCAAUUUCCACCGCGACCGUGAGGAAGUCGUUGGCCUCCUGCAUUUGGCGGAAGACAAGUUUUCGAGCAAAGGUUGGAUCGACGGGUUCUUCAAGCGCCUGGGUAUUCGCGUACGCUUCGUUGGAGAUUUCUCAUAUCUGCCGCCUUCCUUGACGCGAGCGCUCGCGAACGCUGCACAGGAGACAUCCACUGCGUGCGCAGACCCUGAAGGCCUGGGCUGUCGCCUAGUGGUUACCGUGUGCAUCGCCUACGGAUCCAGACGGGAAAUUGCGCGCGCGGUUGCCGGGGGAGGCGCAGAGUCGCAAGAAGCGCUCGUGGAUCUGGCCGUCACAUCACCCACGGAGGUGAUAUCACCGCAGGCGCUUUCUUUCAGUACGAGGCGACGGCGUAAGAGAAGCAUCAGGCAUAGUGAUCCCUCCGCUGCGACCUCUCAGACGCCGACUCGUCAUGCAGCUGACGAGCAGCGGAACGAGCUGGACGAGUGGUUCUCUUGCGGUCCGUGCUGUGACGCAGUCUUGCACGCGCACCUGUCCCCCAGUGGAGCAGGCGCUACAUGGCAUUCCACUACGCCUUAUAGGAAACGAGGGUCGCAACUUUGGACAGCUCUUCAAGCUGAGGAUGUCCCCCCGCCAGAUUUACUUCUCCGCACAUCUGGAGAGAGGCGGCUCUCCGACUUCCUUUUGUACGAGACUUCUGAAACAACGGCGUUCUAUUUUCUUAACGUUCUCUGGCCAGACCUUUCCUGCAUGCAUUUACUUGUGACGGUGGUUCAUUUUCAACUGCAGAGGAUCCUUCAGGAGUUUUGUGGAUGGAUAGCGGGCUGCUGGCUUUUAGGAGGAAAGCGCCACCUGGCCCUGCUUUCCUAA